CUUUUCUGGUGUCUUUUAUUCUUUUGUCCCUAGAAAUCAAUGUUGGUAGCUGCUGAGGACUGUGGGAAAUUGAAUGGCGUUUAGCGUUUUUGGUGUGCGGUCUGUUUCCGACUAAAAUUAAAAUUAUGCCGCGUUCGAAGAAAGUCGUAAGUCUAUAAUAGUGUCACUAAAUAUUUACAAGACGUAGACACUUUAUUUUCGUUCGAAUUAGUUGCCCUUUAGUUCUUGUGCAUGCCUGUGAAUGAAUAAAAAAAUGAACUAAGAUUUACUCUUACUAUUUGUUGUUGCUAGUCUAAAAAAAUGACGGACGAGGAAGAAAAUAUAUCUGAUAGUGAUUUUGGCGAGGAUGAAGAUCCAGACAAAAUUGAAGUCCCUGGUGGUGGCAAAGAUUUGGCAGCUGCUGCAGCAAUCAAGGAGAAUAAAGUAAAGCAAGAAAUAGAUGUAAAACCAGACUUGAAAUUGCCUGGUCAGAUGCCAAUGAGUAGUUACAACACCAAAUUGAGUGGCAUGUAUCCCAGUAGCUUUGAUGCUAUGAUGAGGCAGCCACCAAUGGGCAUGCCACCAUACGGCGCAGGCGGCCCCGGUGGUGGUAUGAACAGCAUGGCCGCCAUGGCGAGCAUGCUGAGCAGCCUGGGUGCCGGCGGGGGCGGGCCGAUGGGCGGCAUGUUUGCGCCUCCCCAAGCGAUGGGAGGCGGCGCUGCUGCAGCCGGAGGGCAGUCCGCCGCUGCCGCUUUCAACGCCGCGCAGUUCCUGCAGCAGAUGGAAAUGGCUGCUCUUGGUCUAAACAAUCCAUAUGGAAACCCAUUCAUGCAAAAUCUGGGAUCGAUGUUCUUCGGGAUGCCUCCAUGGGGUGGACAAUUAAGCAACAAGGCUGUUCAGCAGAUGUGGAUGAAUAACAUGGAUAGGCCUCAUCAACAUCAAGAGGAAGAAGAGGUAGACGAUGAAGAAUUAGGUGUAGCAGAAACCUAUGCAGACUACAUGCCCAGCAAACUGAAGUUGGGCAAGAAACAUCCUGAUCCUGUGGUAGAAACAGCUUCUCUAUCUUCAGUAGCGCCAGCUGACGUCUGGUACAAGUUGUCCAUUCCAGAUGACACAAUCAAAGGUGGUCACUUGUCUGCCUUACAGUUAGAAAGUAUUACUUAUGCGUCGCAGGCGCACGAACAUAUCUUACCUGAUGGAUCUCGAGCUGGCUUCCUGAUAGGUGAUGGAGCCGGAGUAGGAAAAGGUCGCACCAUCGCCGGCAUCAUCUACGAAAACUACCUGAAAGGACGGAAGCGCGCCAUCUGGGUGUCAGUCUCGAACGACUUGAAGUACGACGCCGAGCGCGACUUGCGAGACAUCGGCGCCGGAAAGAUCGAAGUGCACCCGCUGAACAAGUUCAAGUACGCCAAAAUCUCAUCCGCUGUGAAUAAUAAUGUCAAGAAAGGCGUGAUAUUCAGCACGUAUUCGGCGCUGAUUGGAGAGAGUAAUUCCGCUGGGGGGAAGUAUAAGUCUAGGUUGAAGCAAUUGUUGCAGUGGUGUGGACCUGACUUUGAUGGGUUGAUUGUUUUUGAUGAAUGUCACAGAGCGAAAAAUUUGUGUCCUGUGGGGUCCUCGAAACCUACAAAGACAGGUUUAACCGUUUUGGAAUUGCAAAACAAGCUGCCAAAAGCUAGGGUUGUUUACGCGUCAGCGACGGGCGCUUCGGAGCCCAGAAAUAUGGCAUAUAUGGUUAGGUUAGGGCUUUGGGGUGAAGGUACACCUUUCAAGGAGUUUGCGGACUUCAUAUCGGCUGUGGAAAAAAGGGGAGUAGGUGCAAUGGAAAUCGUUGCUAUGGAUAUGAAAUUAAGAGGCAUGUAUAUAGCGAGACAGUUAAGCUUCCAUGGCGUGGCUUUCAAAAUUGAAGAAGUUCCUUUAUCCAAAGAAUUCGAAAAAGUAUACGAUGCCAGCGUGCAGUUAUGGGUAGAAGCUAUGCAGAAGUUUCAUGAAGCUGCCGAGCUAGUGGACGCUGAAAACCGGAUGCGGAAAACCAUGUGGGGACAGUUUUGGUCGGCGCAUCAAAGGUUUUUCAAGUAUUUGUGUAUAGCAGCCAAAGUACCACACGCUGUAGCUGUGGCGCGAGAGGCAAUAAAGAUGGGUAAAUGUGUUGUAAUAGGCUUACAAAGUACAGGAGAGGCCAGGACGUUGGAACAGCUUGAGAGGGAUGACGGAGAAUUAUCAGAUUUUGUAUCGACAGCAAAAGGUGUCUUCCAGACGUUGGUAGAAAAACAUUUUCCAGCACCAGAUAGAAAUAGGAUCCAGAGGUUAUUAGGCCUAGAAAAUCCAUCAAAUUCCAAGAAAACUGCUAACGGGAACGAUGGUGCCGUCACAUCUGGAAAACGAAAACCCGUAAGGCAGGCAGCUCAGAGGGCUGUAAAACGUAACAAAUGGUCAACGUCAGACAGUGAAAAUGACUCUAUCAAAAGUGACGGUUCGACGUUCGAAAUAUCCGACAAUGAAAGUGAGAUUUCCGAAGAACAUUCGGACUCGAACGCUAGCAGUGACUAUAAUCCAUUUAAUUCGGGUAGUGAUUCGGACGACGAUCCGUGGAAUAGGAAAAAGAAAGGGAAGAAAAAGAAGAAGAGUCCCACCAAGCGUCCUUCCACGCAGGAUAAGCUGUCUCUGUUGCUCUCUAAAAAGACAGGAAAAAUGAACGGCAAUGGAAAUCUGAAAUCGACAGCACCGCCAAUGGACGCGAUAGAAAGAGCGUGCUGCAUGAAGGAGGAACUACUAGCUGCGAUAGAAAAAUUAGGAGAUAAAUUACCACCAAAUACAUUAGAUCAGUUGAUUGACGAACUGGGAGGACCUGAAAAUGUAGCUGAAAUGACAGGUCGAAAAGGUCGUGUAGUGUCAACAGAAGAUGGCGGCAUCCAAUACGAAAGCCGAUCCGAAGCGGACGUGCCCCUAGAAACGCUGAACCUGACUGAAAAACAGCGCUUCAUGGACGGCGAAAAGGACGUAGCGAUCAUCUCAGAAGCGGCAUCUAGCGGUAUUUCGCUGCAGAGCGACCGAAGGGUGAAAAACCAGCGACGGAGGGUGCACAUCACGCUGGAGUUGCCGUGGUCGGCAGACAGGGCGAUACAACAGUUCGGCAGGACGCAUAGGAGUAAUCAAGUGAAUGCGCCCGAGUAUAUCUUCUUGAUAUCGGAUUUGGCGGGGGAGAGGAGAUUCGCGUCCAUCGUUGCUAAAAGACUGGAAUCGCUGGGAGCCCUGACGCACGGCGACCGACGCGCCACAGAAACGCGCGACCUCAGCCAGUUCAACAUAGACAACAAGUACGGCCGCAGCGCUUUGGAAGCGACCAUGAAGGCCGUCAUGGGGUACGAACAGCCGGUGGUACCGCCGCCCCGCGACUACAAGGGCGACUUUUUCAAGGACGUGGCGGGGGCGCUCGUCGGCGUAGGGUUGAUCGUCAACAGCGAGUCGAUGCCGGGUGUGCUGUCGCUGGAUAAGGAUUAUAAUAAUAUGUCCAAGUUUUUGAAUAGGAUACUCGGGAUGCCGGUUGAGUUGCAGAAUCGACUGUUUAGGUACUUCACUGAUACUUUAGCUGCUAUAAUUACUUCAGCUAAGCGGUCAGGAAGGUUUGAUUUAGGCAUUUUGGAUCUCGGCGCUGGAGGCGAGGUCGUAAACAGAGUACGCACGGUAACGUUCCUUAGAAAGCACGCCACUGGCACAGCCCCUACAGAACUGCACACGGUACACGUGGAAAGGGGCAUGGCGUGGCCGGAAGCUCUGGAAAAAUUUGCGGAUCUCGUUGGAGAGGAUGAAGGAUUUUGGUUGUCACACCAGGUUAGGAACGGGAAGCAUACAUCCAUAUUGGCAGUGGCGGUAGAUAGUGGAAGCAAUACAGCGACGAAAAAUAAGAAAGAAAGCAAAAAGGAGAAAAUGUUUUCAGUAUACAGACCAAACACAGGCUUGCAGUUUAGACAAGAAAGUUUGGCGGAAUUGGAGAAAAAGUACAAAAAGGUCGAGUCUUCGGAAGCCGAAGAAUCGUGGACGCAACAAUACGACGCGUCGGUGGCAACGUGUUCUCACGCGUAUUGGCGCGGCAACUGCCGGAACGCUACGGCCGGUCACGAAUGCGAAGUGGGACUACGCAGGCGCACGUACAACGUCGUUUCCGGUUCGGUGCUGUCCGUCUGGAGUCGCGUGGAGGGCGUGCUUGCGGCGCGAACCGGCGCGCACAACAAGAUGCAGGUCGUUAGGUUGAGAACCAAGGACGACCUUAAGAUUGUCGGUACACUUAUUCCUAAAAAUUGCGUAGAAGCCCUUGUAGAAGCGUUGUCGUCUGAUGCCGAAAAGACAGAAGAGAAAACGUUUUAACCUGUAGAAAAAGUAGCUUGCAAUGAGCUGAGGAUAUGAGAUUAUGGCGAAGAAGUUGACGACUUUUACCUCUUUUCAUUGACCUUUUGUUAUCUCUAUUUUGUUUGAAUGAUUUUAUGUCUUCAGUAGAAACAGAUACAGGGCAAAAUAGUAUUGUACGGCAUUUUUAAAUGAGCGAUGAAAAUAUCGUAUUUGUGUAAUUUACUACUGUAGAGAAAAUUCCGAGUAUUUUCUAAAAGAAAGGUCCGUGUAAAACACGCUCCCAGUAUAUACUUCAAAAAAUCUGUGAAAUAGUUAUAUUUAGGUAUAAUGUAUUUAUAUAUAUACUUAAGUAGCAGUUUUAAUCAUUAUUUCUUAAAGGUUUUUGUUGAAGUGUAAAGACCCGAGAGGAAAGACUUUGUCUUUUUUAAACUGGUUUGAUUUAUUUAAAACCAUGUAAUUAUUUGAUGUGUUCACAGUAUAAAAUAAAAAAAAAUACAACCCAG
Molecule: messenger RNA, 4826 nt
Organism: Acanthoscelides obtectus
Lineage: Eukaryota; Metazoa; Arthropoda; Insecta; Coleoptera; Chrysomelidae
Source: the annotation of a GenBank genome assembly